UUUUAAGAUUUUGAAGUACCCAGAGGUUCAUUUUGAGUUCAAAAAUCUGCCAUUUUUAGUUAUUUAUUAAUUUUGAUUGAUAUUAUUCUCUGUAGACACAUAGUACUAAUGGAUCGGCCUGCUAUUAGCUUUCCAUCUUUAUUAUAUAAAAAAAGUGUUUUGAUUUUCUUUGCCGUCGCGUUUCUGUUUGCUGCGUGGGUGACGGUCGUCGUGGGCCCACCUGUCUCUGAGAAGCCGGCUGGGGUCGUCGUCGAUGACGAUGAGGCCAAUUCAACUGAGGAAGAAUCUCUGGGGCUGGAGUACGAGAGGUACAUGCGUGAAGUGGUGAAGUUGUUGGAGUCGGAUGAAGAGUUUCGGAAGAAACUAGAGAGUGCAAAUUCAUCUGAUAUCAAGAGUGGCGCCAUAGCACAACAUCUGAACUUCGUCAGUAAGAGUAUAAGGUCGAAGUUGGACGAGCUGAAGAGGAACGAACUAGAGAGACUUAGAACUGUCCUCAGAUUGAAAGUGAGGCAGGCACACCCGGACAGUGGGGACCGCCUACCCCCGCCAGCCCUACACGAACUUGAAAAACUGUUUGGCCAUCUUGAUUCGUCCAAUCAGCAUUCCUUUGAGACGAAAGAUUUGGUGAAGCUGAUUAAAAGGACGACAGAUGACCUAGAGGACAUUGACAGACGCCGGCGGGAGGACUUCAAAAGGUACGAGAUGGAGAAGGAGCAUCUGAGGAGGGAGGAGAUGAAGGGCCUGCCGACUGAGGAACGAGAGAAGAAAGAAAAAGAACACGAAGAGAUGGAGAAGAAACAUCGAGAACACCCUAAAGUUCAUCACCCUGGCAAUGAGGAACAGUUGAAGGACGUGUGGGAGGAAGGUGACGGUUUGGAAAGGGACGAGUUCAAUCCUAGAACAUUCUUCUACUUGCAUGACACGAACAGCGAUGGAUUCCUGGACCCAGUUGAGCUGGAGGCCUUGUUCCAGAAGGAGCUGGACAAAGUGUACAACGAGAACGCCACUGAGGACGACAUGAUGGAGAGGUACGAGGAGAUGAACCGGAUGAGGGAGCACGUGAUGAAGGAGAUUGAUGCCAACCGGGAUAGUGUCAUCUCCCUCGAGGAGUUCGUCAACAGCACCCAGAGAGAGGAGUUCAAGAAGGACGAGGAGUGGGAUACACUGGAGGAUGAGAGGCAGUUCACUGAUGAAGAGCUGGCGGCCUUCGAGAAGGACCUGAACGAGCGACAGCACGCCAGCGACGUCACUCCACCAACCACUACACUAUCCAUGCAACAACAACAACACGAUGACCAACAACAACAACAUGUUGACCAACAACAACAUGUUGACCAACAACAACAACAACAUGUUGACCAACAACAACAACAUGUUGACCAACAACAACAACAUGUUGACCAACAACAACACGAUGACCAACAACAACAACACGAUGACCAACAACAACAACAUGUUGACCAACAACAACAUGUUGACCAACAACAACAGCAGCAAGACCAGAGGCUGCAUUUUGAACCCCAACAGCAGCCACAACAUGAUCAGCCCAAAGGUGUUAUAUAG
Messenger RNA from Helobdella robusta, 1563 nucleotides. RefSeq lists its product as hypothetical. Gene Ontology annotation, cellular component: endoplasmic reticulum-Golgi intermediate compartment; extracellular exosome. Lineage: Eukaryota; Metazoa; Annelida; Clitellata; Rhynchobdellida; Glossiphoniidae. The record is from RefSeq and is a predicted model, not a curated record. The coding region runs from base 109 to 1563 and encodes 484 amino acids. Gene Ontology annotation, molecular function: calcium ion binding. The transcript has 10 exons.